Molecule: messenger RNA, 492 nt
Organism: Helobdella robusta
Lineage: Eukaryota; Metazoa; Annelida; Clitellata; Rhynchobdellida; Glossiphoniidae
Exons: 3
Coding region: 1-492 (163 amino acids)
Source: RefSeq, a predicted model, not a curated record
AUGUGGUCUGAAAUAUUUCUGAUGUGCGUUGGGGUUAUCUGCGUGGCUUCUGAGAAAAAGGCAUGGAAUGUUUCAUCAAAUGCCUCUUUCCCGGGCUUGUAUGAAAUAGAAAUAAAUAAUACUGAGUCUUGCCUGUCGUUCUGCUACUAUAAGAAAGGUUGUUUCGUGGUCAACUUUGACGCCAGUGCCGUGCCUCCAUGCUCGAUUCAGGCCACAGACAUCAUCGUUGACUCUGCGCUGUUGAAAUCAAAAGAAAACGUCACUAAUUACAUUCUUGUCAAUGUUGACGCCAAACGAUUGGAGCAGGCACCUUUCAACGAUGUCCGAUCGUGCACGGACCAUUGCUUCCAAAGUAAAAAUUGUUACGCCGUUGAUUUUGACACCAAAACUACACCGAGCUGUUGGAUCCAGACGGAUCCUGCUAUUGAUGCCGACCCAAAAAAAUUGUAUCCAAUGGAAACCAACACCAACUUCAUUUGGAGUAAAGAAUAA